Mollisia scopiformis is the source of this 865-nucleotide messenger RNA. Its product is annotated as RmlC-like cupin. The record is from RefSeq and is a predicted model, not a curated record. The transcript is spliced from 3 exons. Bases 80 to 649 code for a protein of 189 amino acids. Lineage: Eukaryota; Fungi; Ascomycota; Leotiomycetes; Helotiales; Mollisiaceae.
ACACCACAAGCGUGCCUUAUACAGUCUUCAGAUUUCGAGGUUAUACUACCCAUAUCUAUUGCCUAUCUUCAAGACCACAAUGGCUUCAUCAGCAGAACCUCCCACUUCUACACCCGAAGAUGCUUGGAAGCAUACUGGCGUACGAGUCAUCCCAGCUGAUUCGCUGGACAGCAAUACUGCCCAGACUCCUGGUAUGCAACGCGCGGCAGCGAUAAAUUUCGCUCGCGUCGGUGCCCAAAAGCUAUGGGCUGGAACAGUAACAAUCUCACCCAACGCCAAGACCGGAGCUCACCACCACGGCCAUCUCGAAUCAGUUAUCUAUGUAUUGAAGGGAAAAGCGAGAAUGAGAUGGGGUGAAAAGUUGGAAUUUACUGCUGAGGCUGGCCCGGGAGACUUUAUAUUUGUGCCGCCGUACGUGCCGCAUCAGGAGAUUAAUGCGUUGGAGGGAGAAGCAUUGGAGUGUGUUUUGAUGAGGAGCGAUGGAGAAGCAGUUGCUGUCAAUCUGCCUGACCUGGUCCCAGCGGAAAAUCCGGAAGGUGUAAAGUGGAUUGACCCUACGCACGCAAAUCUUCCUGAUCAUCAUCACCAUGAACAUACACAUAGCCAUGGGGAUGGAGAUGGGCAUACGCAUGACCACAGUCAUUCCUAAGGGUACCGUAGCUGAGGUAAUAUAUGGAACACAUUUGAUGGUGGAGCCGAAUUCACAGUGAAAUGUAAUGUAGAUUCCUCGAGCAUGCGUAAAAAUACUCUAUCUGCAGCUUCUUUAAUUCCGUUUCCAAGACCUGAAACUAGACAUGAAAAGAACUUGUACAUGAGAAAUAAGAAUGUACUAUCAGGCGAACGAAUCAAAGAAUCAAAGUUUUUC